CAGAAGAUUUUCAUUUCUUUUCCAAGCUGCUUUGAAAUCUUUCUAUUCCUGUUUCCACAGAUUCAUGCUGCAGCUUGCACAGAGGACAGACGGAGUGAUUGUAACUAACGACAACCUGAGAGACCUUUCAGACGAGUCCCCCGUCUGGAGGGACAUCAUCAAAAAAAGACUUCUUCAGUACACAUUUGUGGGGGAUCACUUCAUGGUGCCAGACGACCCUCUGGGCAGAGGAGGGCCUCACCUGGAUGACUUCCUGCGCUCUGAGCACAGGACUCCAGAUCCAGGAAACCACUCUUUUGCCUGUGUUGCCACCACGUUCCCUUCCUCCAAACCUCCGCGCUCCCAAACAGAGGUGCUCAACUUUCGCGACCGAACACUGGGCGGAGCCUUAAACACAACAGCAGGUGGAGGGAACCGGGGUAAAGGGAGAGGACAUGGAAAGGGAUGGGACAUGGGAGCCCAGCAGUGGCAGCUUGGAGCUUCUGGACUGGUGUCUGGCGCAAACAGGGGCCCGGAGGAAACGGCCGGCCUGAGAGAGCAGCUCUGUCAGGUUUUUCCGGGUCAGGACAACAUGGUGGCGCUGGUGCUGCAGUGCCACCCGGCAGAGACGGACAUAAACGUGCUGUCUGAUCUGAUGUUGCAGCAGUAGAACUGUACCUCUUUUAGUGUUUUUUUUCUGGGAUUAUUGAGGCUUUUCUAACCUUGAAUUUUCCCCUUGUUUGAUAUAAAAAUCACACUGAACCAUGCAUCUGAAUUAGCAAAGAUUGUAUCAAAAGAUGACGUAUCAGAUGAGUGGUGGAACUUUCUGCUGACUGUCCAAAACACAUAUAAUUUAAUUAUGAUCUUAUGCAUUGAAUAUAGGUUCUUUGUAUCAAGCAUUC
This is a messenger RNA of Plectropomus leopardus (leopard coralgrouper), 881 nucleotides long. The record is from RefSeq and is a predicted model, not a curated record. Lineage: Eukaryota; Metazoa; Chordata; Actinopteri; Perciformes; Serranidae.